AUGGGUGAUCAGCAGGGCGGCAAUGGAAACAUCUCGACGGUAUAUGAUCCCAACUAUUUCGCAAACACUGUCCACCCGACGGCCCAAACACCUUCUGUAAUGGACUCCCCGCCGCCUCCAGAAUACUCCUCUUAUCCGGACGACAUCGGCUUCAGCGACAGCAACAUUCGGAGAGGAUUCAUUAAGAAAGUCUACUUUACAUUAAUGCUGCAGCUGCUGGUGACUGUGGGCAUCAUCUGUGCUUUUCUUUACUGGUCAGCACUGAGGGAUUGGACAUUUGAGACCUACUGGUUUUCGUACGUCAUGAUGGCCGUGGUGCUGGUACUCGCCGUGGCCUUAUCUUGCUGUGACAACCUCCGCCGUCAGGUCCCUCUCAAUUUCAUCGCCCUGGGCUUGUUUACGGUGGCGGAGGGCCUGAUGCUUGGAUCUGUAGCAGUGUACUUUGAUGCAGAGGCCGUCUUGUGGGCCAUGCUGGCGACUUCACUGGUGUCUUUGGCCUUAAGUCUGUUUGCCUUCCAGUCAAAGUGGGACUUCACCAUGUUAAACGGGAGCCUGUGGGUGUUAAUGUGGACCCUCUUUUCAUUCUGUUUGCUUUGUGCAGUCCUCCGAUCACAGUAUGUUUACAUCGUGUAUGCCUGCCUGGGGACCUUGGUGUUUUCUUUGUACCUGGUGUUCGACACUCAGCUGAUCGUGGGAGGGAAACACAGGAAGUAUGCGGUGUCCCCAGAAGAGUACGUUUUUGCAGCUUUGAACUUGUACCUGGACAUCACGUCCCUGUUCCUGCUGCUGCUGCAGCUCAUCGGCCUGUGUCGCUGA
Messenger RNA from Knipowitschia caucasica, 816 nucleotides. The record is from the annotation of a GenBank genome assembly. Lineage: Eukaryota; Metazoa; Chordata; Actinopteri; Gobiiformes; Gobiidae.